AUGUCGAAAGCAGGAACUGAAACAGUAAAGGUCAUGGUUAGAAUUUGUAUAACGAAGCCAGAUGAGGCUUAAAAUGCUAAAGUUUUCUCUUACGAUUCAGUGUACGAUGUAGAUUCCCUUCAAUAGAAUGUUUAUGACGAAAGUGCCUUUCCAUUAGUUGAAUCAGUUAUUGAGGGCUAUAAUGGUACAAUAUUCGCAUAUGGGUAAACUGGUUGUGGUAAAACACACACAAUGCUUGGUUAUCCAGAUAUUCCUGAUUUGAGAGGUAUAAUUCCGAACUGUUUCAAUCACAUUUUCGGAUUUAUUGAUAGCAAUACUGAAGGGACUAAGUUCUUGGUUAGAUGUUCCUAUCUUGAAAUCUACAACGAAGAAAUUCAUGACUUACUUGUAGAUAACGGAAGAGGAAAAGAACCUUAAAAACUUGAAUUGAAAGAAGAUCCUAACAGGGGACUUUUUGUUAAAGAUCUUAAUUGUCUCAUUGUUAAAACUAUUCCAGAAAUGGAAAAAGCUAUGAACUUCGGAACUGGUAAUAGAAAAGUUGCUGCAACAAAUAUGAAUGAUACUUCGUCCAGAAGUCACUCUAUAUUCACAGUUUAUAUUGAAACUGCUAGAUAAGUCAAUGGUGAACAAAGAAUCAAAGCUGGAAAAUUGAACUUGGUCGAUUUAGCGGGUUCAGAAAGGCCAAGUAAAACUGGAGCUGGUGGUCAAACAUUAAAAGAAGGUAUUAAAAUUAACUUGUCUUUAACUGCUCUUGGUAACGUUAUCGGUGCCUUGGUAGAUGGAAAAUCUGCCCAUAUUCCCUAUAGGGAUUCAAAAUUGACCAGAUUACUUCAGGACUCAUUAGGAGGUAACACAAAGACAGUUAUGAUUGCAGCUGUAUCGCCAGCAGAUUAUAACUAUGAGGAAACUUUAUCGACUUUAAGAUAUGCUUCAAGAGCUAAAGCAAUAAAGAAUAAGCCUAAAGUAAAUGAGGAUCCAAAAGAUGCCUUAUUAAAAGAGUAUGAACUGGAGAUUAAAAAGCUUAGAGAAAUGCUGCAACAGUUAAAUCAAGGUGGCUAAGUGAAUGUAGUCAAAGAGAUUCAAAGUUUUAAGCAGUAGAUUUAGGAAGAUCAUAUCAAGAUGGAUGUGGAGAAUUUGGAAAUAUCCUCAGAUAAAAAUAAAAAUAGCUCUUUGCCUAAGGAGGAAACAAUUGAGGAUCUCAUAGCUAAACUGGAAUCUAAAGGUAAGAAAGUUGUUAUCAGAGAUGAGAAUGAUAACAUCAUCGAGGAAUAACCAUCAGAAAUUUAAAUAAAUACAAUCUAAAGCAUGAUAGACUCUAAUCAGUAAAUCUAGACUGUUACUGAAGAGUAGUCGACUAAGGCUAGCAUUAAAAGUAAAGAUUCAGCAAUCAUCAAGCAACAAGAGCUGUUAGAGGCCCAAAAUAAAGAGUAGCAAGAAAAGAUUUAAAAUGAACUGGUGAAAAAACAAUAAGAUUUAGAAUCAGAAAGAUAGGAAAAAGAACAGCUUGCUAGGUUGAUCUAGGAAUUAGAAAAAAAAUUAGUAGUUGGUGGAUAAACAUUAGAAGAAAAAGAACGUGAAUAAGUUAAAAAACAAAGAGAAAUUUAGUUGUAAUUAAGACAAGAAAAGAAAAAGUAAAAGCAGCUCUUAGAAGAUAAGCGUAAGAAAGAUGAAGAAAUGCUCUUAGUUGAAAGGAAUUACAAAAAUCUCCAGGAGGAAGUAGAUGACAUGCGUGAGAUUAUUAAGAAGUUAAGAGAUAAGUACAAAUCUGCUUAGUAGGAGAUUUAGGACUUACAAUAAGAAACAUAGUUCAAUAAAGAAGACCUCUUAGACACAAUUAGGUAGUAAGAUAAAGAUGUGAAAUUUGCUAACAAAAUUAUGCAAAUUUUAUUGAGUGAGAAUGAGUCGUAUAAGAUAAAGCAAAGAUCAUAAUGGGAUGAGAAUAAACAAGACUGGAAAGUACCUUUGUUCUUCUUAGUCCCUUACUAGAAAGAUGUCUAAUUUCCAAAUAUAAAUGCCUAAUCAAGAGUUAAUCAAGCAAAGGAUGAUAGAGAUAUUCAGUUUGAAGAUGAGACAGAUAAAAUGUUAUAAACAUAAUCUAAAUUACACUAAUUGAACAAUGGAAAGAAAAUUGGGCCUUAAAAGAACAAUAACUCUGGUCUAGAUUAAUAUAUGCAAGCACAUUCUGGUAACAUAACAAGAUCAUUGGAUGGAAGUGAAUAAUUAGAAGAGGACGAUUAAGAUUAAGUCAAUAACUCUAUGAUUCCAAACAAAAAGAAACCUUUCAAUCCCCAGAAUUAUUAGCCUAAAAACAUAAAAGCAGGUUCUAAUGUUAACUCGAAUGGAAACAUUUCAAAUGAAAUACCAGAUCGCCAUAUUACAACUAACGAUGAAUAGGAGGAAGAUGAUACUUAGAAGAAGAAUCGUCUAAAUGUGCACUUGUAGCCAAUUCAGCCAUAGCAAAUGCAAAAUAGAAAUCUCUCCAUGCCUCAUCAAAACAAUAUGAAGGUCGACCAUGAUUAACAUCCCUUGAACUUUGCACCAUCUUAAAAAACGAAGCCAAAACUAGACACUAUAGAUCACUAAAACUUUAAAAUAAAUCAAAAUACAGUACUGCAAAUGGAGUAAAAUGGCAUAAACACCUUAAUAGCUAACCUACCUUCUCCUAACCACGCCAUGUAGAAAAAGAAUAAACUAGAGCCACUUUAAAAGCAGUGA
Stylonychia lemnae is the source of this 2715-nucleotide messenger RNA. Lineage: Eukaryota; Ciliophora; Spirotrichea; Sporadotrichida; Oxytrichidae. The record is from the annotation of a GenBank genome assembly.